GAACGUCACUGACUUGACCGGGAAGGUCAACCGUGGCCGAGGGCGGGCGCGCGCCCACCGCACGCUCCGGGGUCGCCGGCGCAUGCGCGCGGGGUCGCCGGAACUGUACCUGCCGCUCGUCGGUGAAGCCCGCCUUUCGGGCUCAGCCCUGGCACCCAUGCUGGGCCGGCUGGGCGGGAGGUGGCUGCGGCCGCCGCCUGUCCUGCAGCCCGGGGCCCCGGGCCCGCACUUUGCUCCGGCCGCAACCGGCGGUGCCAGGCGCGCGGCUCUGCCAGCGUGGGCGGUGGCCUCCGUGUCUGCAGUUGACCCGGGCGGCGCGGGCGGCUGGUACGAGGCGCUGGCCGCUUCGGCGCCGGUGCAAGGCGCGGAGGAGAUGCUGCUCGCGGCGCACGGCGUCACGGGCCUGCCCUGGUGGGGCAGCAUCCUCUUCACCACCGUGGCCCUGCGCGGCGCCGUCACGCUGCCCCUGGCGGCCUACCAGCACUACAUCCUGGCCAAGGUGGAAAAUUUGCAACCAGAAAUACAAAAUAUUGCACAACACCUUAACCAUGAAGUUGCAGUUCGUGCAAAACAGUUGGGGUGGUCCAAAAGAGUUGCCAGGUUCACUUAUCUAAAGAAUAUGCAGAGGCUUGUUUCAGAGCUGUACAUUCGGGAUAAUUGCCACCCUUUCAAAGCCACAGUGUUGGUCUGGAUUCAGCUUCCAAUGUGGAUCUUUAUGUCUGUCGCUCUGCGGAAUUUUAGCACAGGAGCAACACAUUCAGAAGGUUUUUCUGUCCAGGAGCAGUUAGCGACUGGUGGGGUCCUGUGGUUUCCUGACCUCACUGCACUGGAUUCCACUUGGAUUCUGCCUAUCUGCAUUGGUGCCAUCAAUUUAAUAAUAGUAGAGAUUGUUGCUCUACAAAAAGUUGGAAUGUCUCGUUUUCAGACGGGUGUUACCUACUUUGUUCGGGGAAUAUCAGUGUUGAUGAUUCCAAUUGCUGCGACAGUACCUUCGUCACUUGUUCUCUACUGGUUAUGCUCCAGCUUCAUGGGCCUUUCACAGAACUUGCUGCUGCGUUCUCCUAGGUUUCGCCAAUUUUGCCGUAUACCGUUGACCAAGGGAGAUUCAGACACUCCUUAUAAGGACCUCUUUGCUGCUUUCUACGCCAAGUACAUUUCAAGGAAAUGACAUACUUUUCAGCGAUUUUGAAACAGAAGUAUUACUAACACUUUAAUAUACUUAGAAGAUUUAUUCAGAUAUGAUUUAAUUUGCCCUUAUUUAAAAUCUUGAACUCUGUGAAGUAUUGUGUUAAAAUAUAAUCCAGUUGUAAUUGACAGUACUUAAAAUCUUUUAAAUGCUAGUAUGUAGGUGGCAUGUUUGUUUUGUACCCUAAGAAUAUAAAAGUGCCUGGUUCUGUUUAUAGAAUUACAACUUGCUAGAGGUGGUAGAAGUUUGGAGAACAGGACUAGAUACUAAAUGAUGUCAAAUUGUACUGAAUAGUCCCACCCAUGAAAAUUAUAUAAAACAAGAGAAUCCAAUGAGGCAUUUCUAAAGAUUUUGGAGGUCUGAAUGGUCAUAUUCCUGUUUGAGCAUCUAAUGAAACGAUGUUUUCUCUUCAGAAAAAUCCUCAGACUGACAACAUGGGGGCCUUCAGACCCUGAAAUGCCUCUGGUGACUCCCGGUUAAGAAAUCUUAUUUGAAUGGAACUUACAUUAGCAGUGAGUCAUUUUGUGAUUUUUUUAAAAAAAUGGACUUGAGAUACAUGGUGGUAGAGGAGUCCAUGCAUGCAAGAAAGUACCUAAUAUGGUAGGUGGUGUGGCCUCUUAACCACAUUCUGAAAGAAGACAGACAGUGUACAUUCCUUUUCCUAAGAUUUAAGAAGUCUGAAAUACAAAGUAUAGAACUAAGUACUACUAGAGCAAAGUGAAACAACUUAAGCUUAAGCUUGUUUAAUCAAAGGAGAGUAAACCAGAUGGGCUAUUGAUUUUGGAGCUGAUUUUAUAAACUUAUUUAUUUGGGAGGAUUAAGUACUCUGAUGAGUUUUAACAGUGGUAGAGGUUUGAUAUAGGAAAAAUUGACAGGUAAUAUAAAUUGUGGACCUAGUAGUCUGCUUGUUUAACUCAAAAAGAUGAUGAAAUUAAUUCUGGUUGAGAUAUUUAGGAAUAAAUUUGACAGGUAUUUGAGAAGAUUACAAAUUUUCACUGAGUUGGAAUAUGAACCUGUUUCUGAGAUGCCCUAUCAUUCCAUCUUAUGUUUUACAAUAAAAACUAAAAUGAGCCCUAACCGGUUUGGCUCAGUGGAUAGAGCGUUGGCCUGCGGACUGAAGGGUCCCAGGUUCGAUUCUGGUCAAGGGCAUGUACCUUGGUUGUGGGCACAUCCCCCA
This is a messenger RNA of Myotis myotis, 2363 nucleotides long. RefSeq names its product cytochrome c oxidase assembly protein COX18, mitochondrial. Gene Ontology annotation, cellular component: mitochondrial inner membrane. The record is from RefSeq and is a predicted model, not a curated record. NCBI's taxonomy places the organism in Eukaryota, Metazoa, Chordata, Mammalia, Chiroptera, Vespertilionidae. Gene Ontology annotation, biological process: mitochondrial respiratory chain complex IV assembly; protein insertion into mitochondrial inner membrane from matrix. The coding region runs from base 83 to 1168 and encodes 361 amino acids. The transcript is spliced from 6 exons. Gene Ontology annotation, molecular function: membrane insertase activity.